Messenger RNA from Peromyscus eremicus (cactus mouse), 1915 nucleotides. It is a transcript of the gene Fpgt, whose product is annotated as fucose-1-phosphate guanylyltransferase. The record is from RefSeq and is a predicted model, not a curated record. The coding region runs from base 38 to 1843 and encodes 601 amino acids. The transcript is spliced from 4 exons. Gene Ontology annotation, molecular function: transferase activity, transferring phosphorus-containing groups. Lineage: Eukaryota; Metazoa; Chordata; Mammalia; Rodentia; Cricetidae.
AGCACGGCAGGGGCGGGGCGUGGGAUUCGGAGUGCGCAUGCGUACUAUGCGGGCUCCCGGAAGUCGGGCCAUGGCGUCUCUCCGGGAAGCGACCCUGCGGAAACUGCAGCUGUUUUCGGAGAUGAGAGGUAAACCCGUAGUGGCUGGAAAAUUCUGGGAUGUAGUUGCAAUAACAGCAGCCGAUGAAAAGCAGGAGCUUGCUUACAAACAACAGUUGUCAGAGAAGCUGAAGAGAAAGGAAUUGCCCCUUGGAGUUCAAUAUCAUGUUUUCACUGAUCCUGCUGGAACUAAAAUUGGAAAUGGAGGAUCAACACUUUUUUCUCUUCAGUGUCUGGAAAGCCUCUAUGGAGAUAAAUGGAAUUCUUUCACAGUCCUGUUAAUUCACUCUGGUGGCUACAGUCAACGGCUUCCCAAUGCAAGUGCUUUAGGAAAAAUCUUCACAGCUUUACCACUUGGUGAGCCCAUUUAUCAGAUGUUGGAGUUAAAACUAGCCAUGUACAUGGAUUUCCCCUCACACAUGAGGCCUGGAGUUUUGGUCACCUGUGCAGAUGAUAUUGAACUCUACAGUGUUGGGGACUCUGAGUACAUUGCAUUUGACCAGCCUGGCUUUACUGCCUUAGCCCAUCCGUCUAGUCUGGCUGUAGGCAUAACACAUGGAGUAUUUGUCUUGGACUCUGCCAGUUCCUCACAACAUGGUGACCUUGAGUACAGGCAAUGCUACCGUUUCCUCCAUAAGCCCAGCAUUGAAAAAAUGCAUCAUUUUAAUGCUGUGCAUAGACGCGGAAGCUUUGGUCAACAGGACUUGCCUCGGGGUGACACAGCCAGUCUUCCAUUGCACUCUGAGUAUGUCUACACAGAUAGCCUAUUUUACAUGGAUCAUAAAUCAGCCAAAAAGCUACUUGACUUUUAUGAAAGUGUAGGCCCACUGCACUGUGAAAUAGAUGCCUAUGGUGACUUUCUGCAGGCACUGGGGCCUGGAGCAACUGCAGAGUACACCAGGAACACAUCACAUGUCACUAAAGAAGAGUCCCAGUUGUUGGACAUGAGGCAGAAAAUAUUCCACCUCCUCAAGGGAACACCACUGAAUGUUGUUGUUCUUAAUAACUCCAAAUUUUAUCACAUUGGAACAACGGAAGAAUAUCUGCUUCAUUUCACUUCUGAUAGUACAUUAAGGUCAGAGCUGGGCUUACAGUCCAGCGCUUUCAGUGUCUUUCCAAAUGUGCCUGAAUGCCCCCAUGAGACACCCUGUGUCAUUCACAGUAUACUGGAUUCACGAUGCUAUGUGGCCCCUGGCUCAGUUGUAGAGUAUUCCAGAUUGGGGCCUGAGGUGUCCAUUGGGGAAAAGUGCAUUAUUAGUGGUUCUGUCAUAGUGAAAGCUGUGCUGCCUCCAUGUUCUUUCAUGUGUUCUUUAAGUCUGCAGAUAAACGGACACUUAGAAUACUCAACUAUGGUGUUUGGCAUGCAAGACAACUUGAAAAGCAGUAUUAAAACCAUAUCAGACCUAAAAAUGCUUGAGUUCUAUGGAGUCUGUUUUCAGUCUUGUUUAGAUAUUUGGAACCUGAAAGCUACAGAGGAACUGUUCUCAGGAAGUAAGACACAUCUGAGCCUGUGGACUGCUCGAAUUUUCCCUGUCUGUUCUUCUCUGAGUGAAUCGGUUGCAGCAUCCCUUGGGAUGUUAAGUGCUGUACAGAGCCUUUCACCAUUCAGCCUGAGCAACUUUAAGCUGCUAUCCAUCCAGGAAAUGCUUCUCUACAAAGAUGUACAAAACAUGCUAGCUUAUAGGGAGCAAAUCUUUCUAGAAAUUAGUUCAAAUAAGAAAAAGUCUGAUUCAGAGAAAUCAUAAGUACAAUAUAUUUUGCCUAUGAACAGGAUUGCAAAUGCAGGCAUUUUCUAUAAACCUCUGACUUUUCUUUCU